AUGGCCUCCCUGUUCCGUGUUGCCGCCCGCGGCCCCUCCAGCUUCCUCCGCGCCAGCAUCAAGGCUGCCCGGCCCCAGCCGAUCGCUGCCCGUGUCUCCCUGCCCAUUGCCAACUUCAGCACCUCCGCCCGUCGCCUCGGCGAGCAUCACGAGGAGACCUUCGAGGAGUUUACUGCCCGCUUCGAGAAGGAGUUUGACAGCGUUCAGGACUCUUUCGAGCUUCAGCGCAACCUAAACAACUGCUUCGCCUACGAUCUCGUCCCCGCCCCGUCCGUCCUGGCUGCUGCUCUCCGGGCUGCUCGGAGGGUCAACGACUUCCCUACUGCCGUCCGCAUCUUUGAGGCCAUCAAGGCCAAGGUCGAGAACCCCUCUCAGUACCAGCAGUACCUCGACGAGCUCAAGCCCCUGCGCGAGGAGCUGAGCAUCCCCCUCAAGGAGGACCUGUACCCUGAUGCCAAGUGGUAA
This is a messenger RNA of Thermochaetoides thermophila DSM 1495, 465 nucleotides long. Its product is annotated as cytochrome c oxidase-like protein. The coding region runs from base 1 to 465 and encodes 154 amino acids. The transcript is spliced from 4 exons. Gene Ontology annotation, biological process: mitochondrial electron transport, cytochrome c to oxygen. NCBI's taxonomy places the organism in Eukaryota, Fungi, Ascomycota, Sordariomycetes, Sordariales, Chaetomiaceae. The record is from RefSeq and is a predicted model, not a curated record. Gene Ontology annotation, cellular component: mitochondrial inner membrane.